Cuscuta campestris is the source of this 3040-nucleotide messenger RNA. Lineage: Eukaryota; Viridiplantae; Streptophyta; Magnoliopsida; Solanales; Convolvulaceae. The record is from the annotation of a GenBank genome assembly.
CUAUUGAACAAUGAGAGAACUCUUUAAGUAUGGGAAAAAAGUAUGUGUGAAAGAAUAUGAACAUAUCAAAAUAUAAGUUCAAAUCUUUUUAAUUCAUAAAUAAAAUUCACACUCAUUAUCCAUCAAUGUUUGUUUAUAAACAAGUACUCUUCCAUCCCUAAAAACAUGGGAAGGUUUUGAUUUUUGAAAAAUAUAAGAGCAGUUUAUUUUGGUGUUGAGACUGUUGACUUUUCAAAAUGUUUUUCGAUAUGACAGGUAAAAGUAGAAUUUGAUGGGUAGAUUAAUAGUGAAUAGAUAUGAUGUGAUAGUUAGGUUAAAAAUUACGGAGUAGUAGAAGUAAAAGUGACCUUUUAAUAAAAAUGAGAAAAUAUUUUUGAAGCAUAUGAAAAAAAGAAAUGAGAAAAGGCAAUAUUGAUUUGUACUCGUAUUAAACAACAUCAAUAUUUCCCAUUUUGAGACUUUGGGUCCAAUAUUGCCCAAAUGAGUAUCCAUGGGAUCCAAUUUUAACCAAAUUUCACCCAAAAUAAUUCAUGUGUAUUUUAUCAUUUUUAAGGCCAAAAUAGAGUCUUUUUAACUAUAAAAGUAUUUAUAGUAUAAAAAACUAAGAUUUGUGUAAUUUUAUUAUAAACAAGUAUUUUUUUUAUAUAUAAAAAGUAUUUAAAAACAAUUCUAACACCAAAAAAAAAUAAAAAAAUAAAAUACCAAAGUGGCCGAAAUCAAAUGACAUGCUUCUGGAGCCGCAGAUGCUGUGAGUGGCCAUCCUCUUCCCUGUUCGGCACUGCAAACUAUUCAUCUUCUCGAUUUAGAUCCUCAAAACAUAUCGUUUGGCCGAUGAUAGAGACAUCGUAAUUCAUUCACGCCAACCGCACACUGAAUUUCCAACAAAUUCAAAGGGAAAACUUAUUAGGAGAGGAAAUAAACAUCAAUCGACAUUGUUUCGGUAGCACAUCAUGUGUGUGGCCGAAGUUGCGUUUGUUAGGCAUCGCAAGUCCUCCGCCUCUGAAAUAAGAUCCGGAAAGCAAAGCGGGCAUAAGAUAAUAUUAAUAGUGGGGCCUCUAGGAAUUCGACGUGUUUCUACCCUAGAGAUUUCCGUCUACAAAGAAGGUGAAUCGUCAAUUACAGCAUGUCAUUCCAUUCUCCUCCUCCAAUGGCGUCUUCUACCUCUGGAUUUAUCGCCGGUGUUCUGUUCAUCCUCGUCCUCAACGGAUCAUGAUCUCCGCGUGGAGAGCCGUCGCAGUCCACGAAUUUUUCCAGUUGAUAAUUCAUCAAUGGAUAUCAAUCCAAGUGGAGAAAACUUCAAUUUGACGCCAUCUCCGUCUAUUGAUCUCUCCAAUUUCAUAGAUCCGCCGAGCGCCGCCGCCCCUAUUGACUUUGAUAUGGCGGCCACCUUUCCUCCGGCGCUUCAGAAACACGCCAGUGAUUCAAUUGCCCCUUCAUAUUCGCCGCCAACAAUGAUGUAUUUUCCUCCAGAGGUUCAACAGGCGUUCGGCGCAUGGACGGACACAUCAACAGCUCCAUAUUUCUCUCCGGUUACUGAAUUCGAACCGCCGGUGCUGGAGUUUUCUGAAAACGACAAUCCGACGCUAUCUCCACAAUCUCGCCGUCGAUUUGAAUCCGAGGCACCCGGAGGUCUCUUCCCCUACGCACUCCACCAGGCUCAGAUCCGUGGAUCACCGUUGAUGCCAGAGCGCAUCCCUAAGGAAACUUCCGUCUCAAAAGAUCCUCACUUAUGGACUUUUCAUCUGUCCAAUUCAGGUCAUGUUCAUUGUCUUGUGCUCCAUGAAAUGCAAAAUCAGAUUCAUCAUCAUUAUCGAAUGCAAAACUGUAAUUCUUGCAUUUGAUUUUGUCUUCAAUUAAAUCCGUUUUAUCACUUCAAUAUCAUUGCCAAUCUGAUUUUAUCUUCAUCAGAUUUCAUCACAGAUUGAAUAAAAUUCAGAACAUAUUCUUCAUUUGAGUUUGUCAUCUCCAUUCCAUUUUCAUCACAGUUGAUCCAUAUUGAUCCUCUGUUCAUUGUGUUGGUUCUCAAAUUGAGUAUCCAACUUCAUUUUCAUUCUCAUGAUUGGAAUGUUUAGUUUCAGUCAUUCUUUCACUUCUGUAAAUUCAGAAGUUUCAUCAUGAUCAAUUUCACUCAAUCGGUUUGAUUGAGUUUCACUCGUAUCGUUUUGGUCGAGUUUCACUUUCAUCAUCAUCCGAUUUUUGGUUGAUUUCAUCAAUUGCUUUUGUCAAUUGAUUUCAUUUCAUCCUUUGAUGUUUCGUGUGAAUUCAUCAAUUGAUUUGUCAUCUCAACUUCAUCAUCGGCUUUGUAUGGUUCGCUUUUCUGUUCAUUUUGGAGAACCAUUGCAGCCAUCACUAGUUCAUCACUAGUUCAUCACUAUUUCAUCACUAGUUCAUCCAGAUGCAGAGGUGCUGAUAUUCUGGUUUUCAACACUGCUCAUUGGUGGUCUCAUCACAAAACCAAAGCAGGGAUGUAUUAUUACCAGGAAGGGGAUCAAGUUCAUGGGCACUCUGAUGUUUCUUGUGCUGCCAAGCCUGAGACUGUGGACAAAGUUUUCUCCAUUGUUAAGAAGCAGCUUGCACUGGCAGACAGUGUCUCUGUCUCCGGUGAAUCCAAGUUCAUUGAUCUCGGAGCUGAUUCUCUUGACACGGUUGAAAUUGUGAUGGGGCUUGAGGCAUUUGGGGUAACUUUGAGGAAAAUUCAGAUUAUGGUGGUCUCCAAGGUUUUAAGAAAGUGAGAAACAUCGAGCAGAAGCAAAGAUCCUAAACCAGAAGCUUGCUGUUUUGGUCAAUGGGUUUUCAUCCAUAUACACAUUAAAGUCAACACAGAUUUGAUUCAGUUGCAAGUUGAAGUUGUUCCCACCUUCAACUUGAGGGGGGGUGUUGGUGUAAUCAACCAUUUAGCAUUUGAUUAGUUGAUUAGUUACACAGUUUGUUAGUUUGUUAGGAAGAUAUUUUUGGUUGUUACUUGUUUUUCAUUUUCUAUAUAUAGAACUUAACCAUGUAAUACACAAUUUGAGCUAGUUAAUACAAUUUGAUGCUUUCA